UGUAGAUAGUCGCUCGAAACUCCUCUCUGGCCAGCUGGUCGAAGUCCUGUCCGUGUAUGAUGCGCAUCUGCUUGAGGAAAGUGGACUUGCCGCUCUCGCCGGCGCCGAGCAAAAGUAUCUUCACCAGCCGCUUCACGAACUGAAAGAAAAAUGACGAUUAAAUUAAUCCGAGACCAUGGGCAGCAUUAUAGACCUCGAAUGUCCUGUCUGAAGAAGAUCGAAGCCUUGGUGCUGGCAAUGCAGGACUCAAAAUCUGGGGUAAAAUCAUCUGAGCAGAAAUUGAACACCACUUCCAUUCCUCAUGUCAUCGCAGGACAGGACAUUCUUGCAUGGAUUGCCAGUCAUAUGAAGGUUGAUAAUCAAGAGGCACGGACAAUUGGCACCAUGUUAGUUGCUUUUGGCUUCAUCUACCCAUUACAAGACCACAAAAGACUCAUCCUCAAGCCAGAUGCCAGUCUCUAUCGCUUUCAGACACCGUACUUCUGGCCUGUGCAGAAAUGGAAGGAAGAAGACACUGAUUAUGCAAUUUAUCUGGUGAAGAGAAACAUGCGAAAGAAGGGGACGCUUGAAAACUACGAACAGGAGAACUACAACAAGCUUCACAAAUGGCUUCACCACAAAUGGGAUUUUAUAGUGAUGCAAGCCAAAGAGCAAUUCAGUGUUGGGAAGGAAAGGGACAAAGCAGAUCGGGUUGUGUAUGAUUGUCAGGAAAGGGCCUACUGGAUCGUACACAGACCUCCACCUCAAACUCACAGUGCCAUGGACUACGGCAUGGAUCGGCUUAUUGAUCCCAACAACGAAGAGAAAAAAACCUUUGACUACUAUAGAAGAAUUAUCAUCUACUUGCAGCAGAUCAUCAUGAGACCACGGGUCAAAUCUUCAGUGUCGCUGGGAGCCCUUGUGAAACACAUGACAACAUAUCAGGACCACGAUCCAUUUCUCAAACCAUGUGUUCCCAGCAACCCCUGGCAAACUGAUGAUGUCACAUACUGGGAUCUGAACAUGAGAAACGUUGAAAUCCCUACGAAGUCAAGAGUCGAGCGCUGGUCCUUCAGCUUUUAUGAGUUACUUAACGAUCCACGAGGCCGUGCUGACUUCAAACUCUUCCUGAAGAAGGAAUUCAGCGGUGAGAAUUUGGGUUUUUGGGAAGCUGCUGAGGAGAUGAAGUGGGGAGCGGCAGCAUCCAUGUCUGAGAAAGCUGAGACCAUAUUUAAGACUUUUUUAUCUCCAGGAGCUCCACGCUGGAUUAACAUCGACGGUCGGACGAUGGGACUGACAGUGAAGGGUUUGGAACAUCCACACCGCAAUGUCCUGGAUGCAGCUCAAACACACAUUUUCAUGCUGAUGAAGAAGGACACAUUUUAUCGCUAUCUGAAGUCACCAGUCUACAAGGACAUUCAGAAAAAAGCGAUCUCACCCGUGCCACAUAACUUCACUGAUGGUCAACUGGAGCAAAAUGCAAGAAACCGCAAACCCGGCAUCGACCCCAUCAUCCUGUGGCAGCAGGAACAGGAGGAAAAAGCCAAAGCAGCUGCAGCAGCUGGACCGAUCGAUAUUAAGAAACUGAUGGCCAGCAAACUGGACCGCAAGUGAAGGAGUUUAUAUAAAAAGUUAGAUACGAAUCCCAUCUUGUAUGCAUAUUAGAUCUAACUAGUGAAACUGUGUUGACAAUGUUCAGAAAAAUUAGAGCAUAAUUCACACUGACUGCAUAAUAGCAUAAUUUUUAAUGUUACAUCGAUUAGUAGGAUUACGAUUACUUACUACAUUAAAAUCUGCACCAUGUCCCCCAUCAGCUGCAGAAUCAUUGGUACCUUUAAAUCAUAACCUUAUAAAUAAUAGUAUUUAUAGUUUUAUUUAAUAUAUUAGUAUUUGAUAGCAUUAUUAUUACUAUUGUAUUUUCAAUUAUUUUCCAUUAUUUCCCCAUGUCUCAAGUGUGUGGUGUGUGAAUGUGUGUGUCCUGCAAUAAAAUGGCAUCCUAUCUAGGGUGUACCCUGCCUUGUGCCCUAAGUCUCCUGGGAUAGACUCCAGCUUCCGCAUGACCCAGUAGGAUAAGCAUUGUAGAGAAUGAAUGGAUAUAGCGCUUUAAACAGCAAUAUCUUUUCAUAAAGAAGCUGUAUAGAGAUGUUUAGUUGUGAUUGCUGGUGUUGAUGGCACUGGAGAUGCUUCUGGUGCUGUCUUGAGCCACCUAGUCUUGGUGUUCGCUGUUCGCUGUUCGCUGGGGAAAAAGGACCUCAUUAUGGCCCCACAUAUGGAGAUUUGGUAUAUUUGGCAGGCCUGGUUCGAGAACUAUCUUCUUCCUCUUCUGAACCUUUUUCCACUUAUGCUUGCUUAGGGUCUUGAGUUAUUGGUCUUAUGGGUGCUUCUGAUCUCUGCUCAUACAUUUCCCUUUAUCUCUCAUUAUGGCCCUGUCCAAUGACUCAGACUUAAGAAGAAGAAGCCCAUUUUAUCACAUAUAGAUAAUAGAACAGUGAAAUCUUUUUCUUCACGUAUCGCAGCUUAGGAAUUUAGGACCAAAGCAUAGCAGCCGGACAGUGACAGCUCAGCGGUACUGGGGCUUGAACAAGACUUCCACUUGACAAGAAGUGCUUGUGGCCCCCACUUCCUGCUUGUCAGGAUCUCUAUUGAUCACAACUAAACAAAAGUAAGUGUUUAAUUGAGCUAUACCUAGCAAUCAACUGUAGAAUGAUGUACAUGUGUCCAGUCCUGGCAAAUUUUAAUCAGAUUUAAGAAAAAAAAAAAUACUUAAAAAUUAUGCCACUGAUCUAAGGUUAUCAGAAUUGGCACUGAGCUCAAGUUACUAUGUGGAAUUCUGCAUGUUCUCCAAAUGUUUUAGUUUCCUCCACGUUGUCCAGUUUCCUUCUCAUUCUCAGAUACCCUUCUAAAACUAAUUUGCCCUUAGGUGUGAAUGUGGGUGAACGUGUGCGUAUCCUGGCCUGUGACAGACCGUUCUGUCCAUAGUUAUAGUAACUAUGGGAAGCUGUAUUCCCACCUUGUGUCCAGCGUUUCUGGGAAAGUCUACAGAUCCACAUCCCAGGAUAAAGAGCUGUACACAGGGCUGAGUUAUUUCAUAAGCAGUGAGUGAAUUAAUCUUGAAAACGCACCCAAUUAUAGUCUUCUGUUAUAGACGGAGAUAAGUGGAUGUGUUUAACAGCAUUCUGUAGUUUAUAUUUAGCUUAAAACAGUGAUGGGUCAUUUCUCAUUAAUUAUUUCCUGUGUCUCAGUGUCUUGUUCUUGACGUGUUCUUGUCAUUACUGCCUGCAGGUGAGAUGUGAAUAAAGUUGUUAAGUUGUAGUAUAAAAUGA
Molecule: messenger RNA, 3302 nt
Organism: Tachysurus vachellii
Lineage: Eukaryota; Metazoa; Chordata; Actinopteri; Siluriformes; Bagridae
Gene: rgs9a
Product: regulator of G protein signaling 9a
Exons: 18
Coding region: 151-1593 (480 amino acids)
Biological process (GO): intracellular signal transduction; regulation of G protein-coupled receptor signaling pathway; G protein-coupled receptor signaling pathway
Source: RefSeq, a predicted model, not a curated record